AUGGAGAAAGAAGAGAAAAAGCAGACUCUAAAAGUUUACAACGAUCUUAAAUGCCAGAAGAUUACCUCUUUCUCAACCAUUGCUGGUGACGAGGCAGAGGAGAAGAAAGAGAUGGUUAAAAUGAAUACGCCCCAUAAUUUCAAGAAGAGUAAAGGCGGGCAGGGAAGACCUAGUCAAUCCGCUCCAAAGACUAAGGAAAUUGAUGAGUUUAGACUCAAGCAGAUUAAGCUCACAGAUAGCUUCUGGGAUGUAUACAAUAGCAGUGUUAGCAGUGGGUCAGAUAACGAGUCUUUACCUGACUAUAAGGAUGGUGGAUAUCACCCUGUUCAUGUUGGAGAGACCUUUAACAAGAGGUAUAGAGUGCUUAAAAAGCUGGGAUUUGGCGCUUUUUCAACAGUAUGGUUCUGCCAUGAUAUGGCUCAUAACAAAUUUGUUGCCAUCAAAAUCCAAAAAUCAGGUGAAAGUUAUUAUUCUGCAGCAGAAGAUGAAAUUGAAAUUUUGGAUGUGAUUGCAGACAAGAUUCAAACGGAAGAGUGGAAGGAGUCAAUUCAAGAAUAUGAUUUACCAAAUAAUAUAAACUCAGCUCAGUGUCUCCACAUGAUGGACAACUUCACUUUUGAGGGACCACAUGGAAAGCAUAUUGGAAUGGUGUUUGAAGUAAUGGGUUACAAUCUUUUAAAAGUCAUGAAGCUCUACGAUUGGGAAGGAAUUCCUUUACCUAUCGCAAGAAAAAUUGCGCGUCAAACUCUAAUAGGUUUGGAUUAUCUUCAUAGGCUCUGCAAUGUGAUUCAUACAGAUAUUAAGCCAGAGAAUGCUAUCUUAUCUCCUACAGAAAAACAACUAACUGACCAUUUGGAUUCAGUUCCAGAGCAUUUCAAGUCAAGUAUUAAGGGACCUAUCCAAUCAAGUAUGUUCUUCAGCAAGGAGCAGAAUAAGAUUAAUAAAAGAAAGAAGAAGAAAAAUAAGAAAAAGGCUUCCACUAAGAAAAAUGAGGAAAAUAAAGAAGACGAUGAGAAAAUUCUUGAUGAAGACGUACAGGUCAAACUUUGAGAUUUUGGAAAUGGUUGAUGGAUAGACCAUCACUUUACAUCAACUAUCCAGACACGACAAUAUAGAUCUCCAGAGGUCAUCCUGGGCGGAGAAUAUGAUGAGACGUGUGAUCUAUGGAGUUAUGCAUGCAUGGUAUUUGAACUAAUUACCGGAGAUUACUUAUUCGACCCUAAAACAGGAGAGGACUAUGGAAAAGAGGAGGAUCAUAUUGCCUUUAUUAUAGAACUUAUUGGGCAUCCAGAUCUCAAAUGGCUAAAAGAAUGUAAAAGAUAUAGGAAGUACUUCACAACAAGAGGGAAAAUGAAAAGGAUUUUUAAGCAUAAAAUUUGGAAGCUUGAGCAAGUUUUUAAAGAAAAAUAUUGAUUUAAGGAUGAGGAAGCUGAACAGCUAGCUGAUUUUUUAAUGCAAGCCUUACAAUGGAAGAAUGAAGAUAGAUGUUCUGCUCAAGAAAUGCUAAAACAUCCUUGGCUUUCUAUGCCUUCAGACUAUGAUUAUCAGAUUGAGAGAUCAGAUGAAGAAGAGGACAAAAACUCAGGAGACGAUGAAGAGGAAGAUGAUAAUGAUUCUUGGGCCACCUAUAGCUCUAAUGAAGAAUCUGACGGUGAAGGUGAAGGUGAGGGUGAUGGUGAAGGAGAUGAUGACAAUGAUGAUUCAGGUAGCAGCUAUGAUUUAUGAUAA
Molecule: messenger RNA, 1728 nt
Organism: Moneuplotes crassus
Lineage: Eukaryota; Ciliophora; Spirotrichea; Euplotida; Euplotidae
Source: the annotation of a GenBank genome assembly